Molecule: messenger RNA, 2796 nt
Organism: Carassius carassius (crucian carp)
Lineage: Eukaryota; Metazoa; Chordata; Actinopteri; Cypriniformes; Cyprinidae
Product: MAP7 domain-containing protein 2-like
Exons: 17
Coding region: 112-2055 (647 amino acids)
Biological process (GO): microtubule cytoskeleton organization
Cellular component (GO): microtubule cytoskeleton
Source: RefSeq, a predicted model, not a curated record
CGUUUUAUUUAAAAUUUUCUUCAACUUAAAUAGUGAUUGAUAUUUGAAUACAUUGGGGGGGAAUGUCAUCUUGAUAUUGAUCGUUGGAAAGCUCCCAUAGAUAAACUGGAAAUGGCCACCAUCGUGGAAAACCUGACAGAUGGAGGCUCAAAGAAGGACAGAAUACGACUGGCCAGAGAUAAAAGAGAGGAGAAAGAUAGGAGCAAAGCUGUGCGGGAGCGAGCUCUCUUGGAGAAGGAACGGCGUGCACAGCAGCAGUAUGAACGCUCUCUGGUGGAGCGAGGGAAGCGUCUGGAGGAGCAGCGGCGAAAGGAGAUGCUCCGUCGUUCUGCUGUGGAGGAGAAAAGGAGGCAGCACAUGGAAGAAGAAAAGGAGCGACUGGAGGCCCUGAUGCAACGUUCCAUGGGGCGGAACCUGCAGGCGGACCAGAGGCCCAAACGCUGGACCUGGGGUGGACCUCCAGGAGGCUGCGAGGGUGAUCCUAAGAUUGCCCCGCCCUCUCCUGCUGCUUCAGCCUCCUUAGCCAAUGAACUCACUGCCUACCCUCCUGCCAGCAAAUCCAGGAACGUUCAAGAUUUUAUGAUUUCGCCCGAGUCCCCAGACUCUAUCCUGAUCAGGCAUCUCUCCUCCUCCUCCACUACUUUGCCCAAUGUGACAGAGAAAGCCUCCUCCAGCCCUCACAGGUCUCCUUACAGGGCUUCACCCUCUAGAUCCGAACGAAAGAAGGUUAGCACAUCAUUCUACGGACAGCUGGAUGACCCCAGAGCGGCCACAACCCCAAAAAGCCCUCAGACUGAGAAACCCGAAAAGAACAGCGCCCAAACCUUAGCUGAGUCAUCAAUGAAAAAGCUUGAGUCUCCAACAACACCCACUCAAAGUUCUUCUACCCACAAGAACCCCAGCACACCGAAGAGAUCAAAGUCCUGUAAGAGCCGCAUUCAGUCCCCAGCUACGGGUCAAUACCCCACUUCCCCGAUGAAGCACAGAGCCACAACGCCAUGUUUAGAGAACAAGAGGUGGGAAGGAGAGGAGAAAGGGUCCAUGGAGAUUAAAGGCUACAGCACUCUAGAGAGAAAGACCUCCAGAACAGAGAAAAUCACAAAAUCUACAAGCAAGGAAUUUGGACAUAAUGCAGAGUCUCCAGUAACUCCCACUGGGAAAGCAGGUACCACUGAUGCUGAGGAGGCCUCCAGGCUGCUGACGGAGAGACGUCGCCUGGCCAGAGUACAGAAGGAGCAGGAAGAAAAGCAACGGCUAGAAAAGGAAAGGCUCAGGGCUGAGGAGCUCCAGAGGCAGCAGGAAGAGGAGAGACAGUGGCAGGAACAGGCAGCUCGAGAGGCAGAGGAGAAAAGACAGAGACAGGAGGAGGAGCGCUGUCAAAGAGAGCUGGAGGACAGGCACCAGAGGGAACAACGUUGGAAGGAGCUCCAGGAUGAGCUGGUCAGACAGAGGGAGGAAGCAUUGCAGCGUGUUCAUAGAGAGGCUGAACGGAAGAGACAGGAGCGAGAGCUUCUGAAAAUUCAAGAGGAGCAGGAGAGACUUCAAAGGAAGAAGCGUAUUGAAGAGAUUAUGAAAAGGACAAGAAAACCUGAUGGAGAAAAGAAAGAAGUGCAGGUGGAAGUCCCAUCACCUAUAUCUGUUUCCCGGUCCAUCUCACCAUCUUCCUUGGAAACCGAAGCAGGUAACACAGUGAUAAUCAGUCCACCAAAGGCAACAUCUGAGUCUCCAGACAUAUGCCUUGUGCCACUGGAGAUAAAGAGCUGCGGGGCAGAUGAUCUCUCAGAUGGGGUCCAGUCCAUGGAUGUCAGCCCAGUGUCCAGAGAAGAGCUCGUUCCAGAAUAUUCCCCCAUCAGUGAGAUCUCACAGAACAGCAUGACUUCUGUGGCUUUGGACGAUAUCCACGUUCUGACAGGGCAGGUCUCGCAUCCCAAAGUGUCUGCUGCUCCAGCGUUUGGUGACUGCAACAAGAAUCUGAUCCAGGAUUGCAAUAGCACUGCUAUUGACUCAUCACUUUUCCAGAGUCUUAGACCGACUUCAGACAAGCUCAAUAUCUAAUGCAAAGGUGAUUGCUAAGUCAAAGACACUAUUUAAGCUUGGGGCUGGACUGAACUGAUGGAGUUGGAGUUGAGCUGAAAGAUGAGACCAGGCCUUUGUGCCUCAGCAGCUUCCUGAAUAUCCUCUGAACCGAAGAACAAGGACUGAAUGACAAACCAUGUGUUAAUAAUAGCAAAGAAGGGACGAACUGACAGCUAAUUUCCCCACACAUAAAAUAAAAUUUUGCCUGAUCCUCAUAGAUAUUAUGUUUCACACCGUUUCAGCUUAGUAUCAACAAACAAAGCAACUGUAUUAGCACGGUCCUAGUGGUCUUCUUAUUCUUGUUAUACACCUGUAGCACUGAUAAGUGAUGCACCGUGACAAUUGUAGCAGCUCCACUGUGUAAUUUGUUUUAUUUUGAGUGGCAUAAAUGACCAGCAAACUGAACAAUUAUGUGCUGAAUCUGCUAAUUGUGAUGUAUUGAAUGGCUGGCAUUUGCAAACUGUAUAUUGUGUAAAUCCAUGACUUCUCCCCAUUGUCUCAGCAAUCCGAGCUUUGUAAAAGUGGGUAUGAAUAGAUGUAAAGUGUGAUAUUAUUCCACCAUAACGCUGUUAUACUGGCAUUAAUGUAUUAUUAGUAAACAGAAGUUAGACGUUAUGGUGACCUAUACAGAAAAAAAAGUGUACUUCUAAUGUAAUUUAUUGUGUAAAAGUUUAAAAAGAGAAUUAAAAGUGCACAAUUUCAUUGUGUUAAAUAGCAUAA